Messenger RNA from Procambarus clarkii (red swamp crayfish), 381 nucleotides. Its product is annotated as keratin-associated protein 19-4-like. The record is from RefSeq and is a predicted model, not a curated record. Lineage: Eukaryota; Metazoa; Arthropoda; Malacostraca; Decapoda; Cambaridae.
AUGGUCACCAAGACGGUCAUCGCCCUGGGGCUCCUGGCCACCUUUUGUGCUGUAGCUAUGGCCACCCCUGAACCCGGCGGUAGAUAUGGUGGUGGUGGUGGUGGAUAUGGCGGUGGUGGCGGAUAUGGUGGCGGCGGUGGAUAUGGAGGAGGGCGUGGGUAUGGUGGUGGAGGAUAUGGAGGCGGCCGCGGAUAUGGUGGCGGUGGAUACGGAGGCGGCCGCGGUGGUGGAUAUGGUGGCGGUGGGUAUGGUGGUGGUGGAUAUGGAGGCGGCCGCGGAUAUGGUGGCGGUGGGUAUGGUGGUGGAUAUGGAGGCGGCGGCUAUGGUGGAGGAUACGGAGGUGGCCGCGGUGGAGGAUAUGGAGGCGGAUAUGGAAGAUAA